CGCAGACAUCGGGUAGACAGAGCGCUUUCACGGCUUCGUUUUCGAGCGCCUGCACGGUUACCGGUAUCUUGAAACAAUAUGAAAUGCGCUAAACUACAUCUUCAAGACAGAUCUAAGAUAAAGACAAACAAGACGAAUAAUGAGAAGCCUAGGAGAUUCUGUCAGAAACGUAUGGUUAAUCCGGAACACGAAGAAGACCCUCGUUGGACUGAUGUUUAUGAAAGAUUCUAUUGUAAUGAUCACGAGAACUGUGAUUUAAAUGAAACAAAUGACAGCGUAGGAACUCACCAAAACCGGGAGGAUUUGUUCCUUACAGUCCAAAACUUACAGUUUCAAGGGGAUGUCGAUCAAAGUAGGAGAUCUAGAACUUACUUUAAAUACAAAAAAUUACCCGACAGCCAAAAGCAUCGAAUGUUUAUAAAACAAAUUAUUGAUGAUUCAUAUCAAACUGAUGUGGCGCGGUCUUCAAUUCUCAGCGAUUACGCCGAGAACUACACGAAAUAUUUUUCGAAUAACGACCAAUCAAGACCGUCAUCUAGUAAAUCUAGUAUUAUUUUGUACUACUCAAAUAACAAAUGUAAAGAAAAUAAAUCGACGCAAGUUGACUUGAGAAAUGGUCAACAGAAGAAAAAAAUAAAAUUUGAGAAGGUAAAAAAUUUUAAAAAGCGUGUCGUCAAAUCAGCUGCUAAUGAAGAUCUUAAGCACACACAAUGUGAAAAUAACGAUGAUGAUACAAAAAUCGUAUAUCACAGAUGUGGAAAAAGAAAAAGUCUUACAAUUUCAAGGGCAGAAAGUCCGGCUACAGUUCAGGUUAUUCGAGUGGAUGUUGUCUGUAAUUACAGUUGUAGCUCUACAAUGUCUGAUUACGAUGAAAGUAAAAAAGAACAUAGCACUCUUGACACAGAACAGGACGAUAAGGAAACUGAAAUAGUGAAAUCAAAAAGAUCUCAUUUACCUAAAAAAUAUGUUUUAACUAAUACCAUCAAAACCUUAGACGAGACUGUUACAGGCGGAAAAGUCACAUUGUUGUGUAAGACCUUUAAACUGGCUGAUCGCACAAAAACAUCCUUGGACAGAAAACCGAACGAUUCAUUUACUACUGUAAGACCAAAUACGAGUAAAGUAAUUAAAAAGUAA
Messenger RNA from Nymphalis io (European peacock), 1137 nucleotides. RefSeq lists its product as uncharacterized. The transcript has 3 exons. The coding region runs from base 79 to 1137 and encodes 352 amino acids. The record is from RefSeq and is a predicted model, not a curated record. Lineage: Eukaryota; Metazoa; Arthropoda; Insecta; Lepidoptera; Nymphalidae.